This is a messenger RNA of Dibothriocephalus latus, 252 nucleotides long. NCBI's taxonomy places the organism in Eukaryota, Metazoa, Platyhelminthes, Cestoda, Diphyllobothriidea, Diphyllobothriidae. The record is from the annotation of a GenBank genome assembly.
AUGAAUUGGCCUAGUGACUGCUGGGUGCGACCGGUGCUGACGGAAAAUACGGACGAACCGGAAUCUGACUAUAAUAUUGACGCCAUCGGCGAACUGGUUCGCGGUCCCAAAGCCGGGCUAACCCUACCUGAGGGUCAAGCAGGGGAGGAGGAGGAAGAAGAGGAGGACUACUUCCCCGAGGACGAAGAAGAAGAGGAAUCGGCCAGCCUCGAGGACGAGGACAACCGCAGUGCUGGUGAUGGUGAGGGCAAC